Molecule: messenger RNA, 1587 nt
Organism: Achroia grisella
Lineage: Eukaryota; Metazoa; Arthropoda; Insecta; Lepidoptera; Pyralidae
Product: zinc finger protein OZF-like
Exons: 2
Coding region: 186-1547 (453 amino acids)
Cellular component (GO): nucleus
Molecular function (GO): zinc ion binding
Source: RefSeq, a predicted model, not a curated record
AAUCAAGUCAUAUGUUUUAUUUUUUGUUUAUGUUUACAUUGAAGUUUAAUUUGAAAAUUUUUAGACUAUAUAUUUGAAAUAUAUCCUAAUUGUUAGAAUUAUUUAAAUCAAUUGUGCUAUGCUUACUAGCUAUUAUAAUUUUUUCUAGUUUCAUCACUGUAACCUAUUUAUUUAAACUCUCAAAAAUGGAUGACGAUAUACAAAACUGUUGCAGAAUAUGUCUAGACGUUGAAUCCGACCAUGUACCCGUACUGGGAGAUCCUACAAUCCACUUGCAUAUGAAAUCGUGCCUCGAUAUAACAAUUUCUCAAAGCGAUGAACUUCCUAAAGUUAUUUGCCGGCGUUGUGAGUCUCAACUGAGCGAUUUUUAUAAUUUCCAACUGAACGCUCGCUGUUCCCAAGACUGGUUAGAAUCUUCAAUUCAGGAGAAAUCGAAGAAGCCAACAGAAAAAACGCAGUUGCAGCCUCUCCCCGACUCGGAGUACAACUCCGAUUCUCUUCUGGAGUUCUUGAACAAUACGGCAAAUAUAGAGGAAUAUUUAAAUAACCUAGGCAAAGAAGAUAUACCAUCUAUAGUACAUUUACUCGAUAGAAAUGCAAGUGAACUGGACGUGACGAAUAAAUCUUUUAGUGGGAAAUUAAAAAAAAUAACUACACCAAAGAAAAAGGAGCUAAAAUCGAAUUGUGUGAAAAUGGAAAUAGAUGUUCUAGAUUCGGAUAUUGAAAUUGUUAAGGAGAUACUAAUGAAGGAGACUGAACCGAAAAGCAAAACAAGGAGUACGGAUAAAAGUCCUUUGGUAUGUUUUGGUUGUAAAACUAAGUUCGACAAUGCACAUAGAGUCUCACAGCAUGUCAGUACAUGUGAUACUGCAUCCCGUACAUGCAUAAAUUGUAAUAUGUUAUUUGAUUCGAGACAAAAAAUGUUACAACAUGCCAUUGUACAUAAUACAUCUCUUACAUGCAACUGCGGGAAACAGUUUGCUAAUAAAGAAAAGUUGUUGUUACAUCAUAAAACAUGUCUAAUUGAUUACGGAGCUGUCAUGGGCUGUGUGUACCGUUGUAAGCAGUGUGGGGAAACUUACAAUGAACGAUUUCAACUGUACAAACAUGUGAAGGAACAUGUGGUGAAAUCGGAAGAGAGGAGUUGUGAUGUAUGCGGUCACAAGUUCAAUGGUGAUGAAGCAUUAUUGAAACAUAAAAAGGAGGAACAUAAAACUGGUGAUUUAUACAGGUGUAAAGUAUGCAAUUUAACAUCAGCUGAUCGCAAAGAAAUAUACCUCCAUGUUAAAAACCACAUGACGCUCCCUGAGACCAGUCGACAUCUAUGCGAAUCAUGCGGUCGCAGUUUCGCAACGCGAAAUACACUGGCACGUCACUCCAUGCAGCAUGCCAAGUUAAAACACUGCAAAUGUAACAUCUGUGGUGAAACAUUCUGUGAUAUUAAAUCUAGAGAUCAACACUUGUCCGAACAUGUUAAUAUUGUGAUGUGUGACCGAUGCGGGCAAAAUGUUGACAGUGGUAAAUUGGAUUUACACAAAUGUGUAUAAGUGUAUUUAAUUUGAAUAUAACUUUUGAGUUGUUUGUCGA